AUUUCGAAUACUGGCUUCAAAGGUGUUCGAUUUGUUUCGAUGCUCAACUCGAUUUUUGCUUAGAAUUGUGUAGAGAUCAAUUUUGUAGGGAUUGUUUUCAAAGAUAUGUUAAAGAAGUGGUUCAGAAUUCCUGGGGACUUGGUAUUACUAAAGUUAAAUGUCCUGUAUGUCAAGAUGUUAUUCAACAAUCAGAAUGGAGCAAGUACGUAGACCAAAACGUUAUUGACUUAUAUAAUACUUAUAAUAAACCGUAUCGUUCGUUUUCUCGGUGUUGCUCGGAAUGUGGUGAAGAAGUUUUUGCUGCACAAGUAUUUCAAGUUUGUGCUGAAGAAAAAGAGAAAUAUUUUAAAGAAAUCUCUCUUCUUCUUCGUAAAUAUUUUGAUACAUAUGGAUCGGGAAAAAACUGCAAAGGGAAAAAUACUUUAAAUCGUGUCACGAAAAAUCAAAAUGAUAUUGAUAGUUUUCUUGAAAAGUAUCAAACAGAUUAUUUAGCAUACAUAUCAGGUGAAGAUCCCAAGAUUGGAGUAUUGGAAAUGUACGAAUAUAUUGCAAAGAAGUUGGGAGAAA
This is a messenger RNA of Racocetra persica, 567 nucleotides long. The record is from the annotation of a GenBank genome assembly. Lineage: Eukaryota; Fungi; Glomeromycota; Glomeromycetes; Diversisporales; Gigasporaceae.